GUUUAUGAGUUCACUCCAACAAUAAAAAGAAACUACUCAACUGACUUUACGCCUGCAUUAGCUACAAUGAACUAUCACAGAAAAAUGAUGCAGCAGUUCAUGGCUUCUGACUACCUAACUAAGCAGAUAAUGCACUUGAAUGAAGAUCGAUAUAACCAAAAGAUUAACAGACGAGUAGGCGAAUUUCAGAAUAAAUCAAAUUUAUUUAAUGAGGAUAAUCAUUCGUUACUCUUCGACGAUGGUUCUACGAGAUAUAAUGCUUGGUUAAGAACAACAACACUGGACGAUAUUCAACGUCAGUUAAAUCAUGCAGCAAACAAUUUAAAAAACGUCGAUAGUCCAGUUCGAAGACAAAUGUUGGAUCCUGCUGCAAAAUCAGCUUUGGAGGUCUAUGAGGCUGACGAAGAUAGCGACUCUGGCGACAUUACAGGCUACGCAUACGACAGUUCUUAUAAUGACAGCAACUAUUUCAAUGCAAAAUGA
Molecule: messenger RNA, 483 nt
Organism: Drosophila arizonae
Lineage: Eukaryota; Metazoa; Arthropoda; Insecta; Diptera; Drosophilidae
Source: RefSeq, a predicted model, not a curated record